Messenger RNA from Bicyclus anynana (squinting bush brown), 7269 nucleotides. RefSeq lists its product as uncharacterized. The coding region runs from base 296 to 4543 and encodes 1415 amino acids. Lineage: Eukaryota; Metazoa; Arthropoda; Insecta; Lepidoptera; Nymphalidae. Gene Ontology annotation, molecular function: metalloendopeptidase activity. The record is from RefSeq and is a predicted model, not a curated record. Gene Ontology annotation, cellular component: plasma membrane. Gene Ontology annotation, biological process: Notch signaling pathway; membrane protein ectodomain proteolysis. The transcript has 15 exons.
CGACAGCGAGUCGUCGCGACCGCGAGGUAGAUAGUGAAUGUCAGUGGUGAAUGGAAUGUAUUUCGAGUUGAACGGUGAAAUGUUAUGACGUGCAGCAGUUGCCUUUGUUUCAAUAACAUUCGAAUAGUUUACCAAAAGGAUCAUAGCUAACAUAAUGUAAUUGAAACGUGAUAUACAAUAGAAUAAUAGUGUUCGAAUUAUGAUUUUAUCCAAAGUAUGAUUGUGCCACGAAGAAUUAGCAUAGUUAGGUGUUUUGUGAAUGUUGUGCCAAUAAUGAGAUAGUGGUGUGUUUGUGAUGCGGCUGUGGGACAUGUGGGCUGUGCUGUGGACCCUCGAGGCUCUGGCUCAGCUCGCGGGGGUGCUCGCUACGCCGUUGGACCCCGCGCCGCUGUCUCUGAGAGGGUUGUCACCGUUCGUGCGGCACUGGCAGCCGGCGGUGUACGAGCCGUUGCCCACCGCGCGGCGACGGCGCGCCGCGCACCUCUCGCCGCCGCCCGCCACACUGCGCCUCGCCUUCACAGCACACAACAGAAAGUUUCGCAUAGUGCUGCAGCCAGACCCGACGUCGGUGUUCGCGGACGGCGUCCAGUUCCACUCGUCCGCUGGACCCAUAGACUACAACACCAAGCUUGUUUACUCGGGGAAAUUGGAAGAUGACGAUUCCUCACUCGUUUACGGUGUCAUCACCGCUGACGGUCUCUUCGAUGGAACAAUAUGGACUCCCACUGAAGAGUAUUACGUCGAACCUCUAUCCCGGUACGACGUCAACCAUCCUUCCAUGCACAGUGUCAUCUACAGGAGAUCAGACGUCGAGCAUCCCCAUGCAAUCCACGAUAACCCUCACUGCGCUUCACAUCUUCUCCACAUCAAAGGCAAACUGGGAUACCAAGGGGAACUGUUCAACUUUACCGACCAGGUGACAGUUGAAGAGGCAUUCAGCAACGACACAGAUGACUUGAAAAGCGAAAUAAACAGACGUAAGAAGCGAUGGCUUCCCGAAGACGAAAUGCAAGACGAUGAACCAAAGAAGAAUCCCGAACUACCGUUAGACUUAGACGUUCCGUACACCAGUAAUAGUGAUCCGUUUGAUAAGUUCAGUACGAGAAAGCCAAAAACCAAAAUCGAUAAAAGUAACCUCAUUACUAAAGUGCGACUCGACUCUGAGGAAUCGAGACCGAAGCCAAAGACGCAUGUCGAAGUGAUAAAGACUAAAGCAGGUGUUGUGACUGUUAGUAAGGAUAUAGUUAAGAAGGAGCCAGUAGGGUAUACUGUAUUGUCCGCAAACGCGAGCGACGAUGGGAGACAUGUAAACAAACGGGCAACUGUAGACCCGAGGAAAACAACUUGUUUAGUAUAUUUACAAGCCGACCACAUGUUUUACCAGAGAUAUGGCUCAGAGGAAGCGUGUAUAGAAGUUAUGACUCGACACGUGCAGAAAGUUAAUGCGAUAUAUAAAGUUACAGAUUUCAAUCAAGAUGGAAAACCGGAUAACAUAACGUUUAUGAUUAAAAGAAUUAAGGUUCACACGCUAGACGCUCUCAAAGACCCAGCUUACAGGUUUCCUAACAACUACGGAGUAGAGAAAUAUUUGGAACUGUUUUCAGAGGAAGAUUACGACGCGUUUUGUCUGGCGUACAUGUUUACGUACCGGGACUUUGAAAUGGGCACAUUGGGUUUGGCCUGGACCGGUGAUCUGAAAAACGCUGGCGGAGUCUGCGAAAAGAAUGGCCACUACCGCGGCAGCAUGAAGUCGCUCAACACCGGCAUCGUGACAUUGCUGAACUACGGCAAGCAUGUGCCGCCUGCCGUCUCACACGUCACUCUCGCGCACGAGAUCGGACACAACUUCGGAUCACCGCAUGAUCCAGAAAUGUGCACGCCCUUCGGAGAGGACGGCAACUACAUAAUGUUCGCGCGCGCCACGAGUGGCGACCGCAAGAACAACAACAAGUUCUCGCCGUGCUCCCUGCGAGCCAUUGACCCGGUGCUCAACAACAAGGCGCGAUCACCAAAGGGAUGCUUCACAGAACCACAGCCAGCGAUUUGCGGCAACGGCGUGGUAGAAGAAGGCGAGGAGUGCGACUGCGGCUGGGCCUCGGAGUGCACCGACGUGUGCUGCCGCCCGCAGGCCGUGCGCCCGCACUACAAGCCGUGCACUCUCACCGAGCAUAGCGUCUGCAGUCCUAGUCAGGGUCCAUGCUGUACGUCGUCGUGUACGCUCAAGUUCGGCGACAAGUGUCGCUCGGACAACGGCUGCCGUGACGCCGCGCACUGCGACGGCAAGCGCGCCGCCUGCCCUGCCAGCAGGCACAAGCCCAACCGCACCAGAUGCGACAAAGAGCUCGUCUGCUUUAUGGGAGAGUGCACAGGCUCAAUCUGCCUGGCGUACGGGCUGGAGUCGUGCCAGUGCGCGCCGCGCAAGGACGACGCGCGCUCGGCGUGCGAGCUGUGCUGCCGCAAGCCGGGCGCGCCGUGCGUGUCGUCCUUCCACUGGAACACGGCGCCCUACGACGUGCCCGACAUGUACGCCAAGCCCGGCACGCCGUGUAACGACUACAACGGGUACUGCGACGUGUUCCAACGCUGCCGCGAGGUGGACCCGUCGGGCCCGCUGGCCACGCUGCGCAAGCUGCUGCUGUCGGACGAGUCCAUCGCCGGCUUCAAGCGCUGGGUGCUGCGCCACUGGUACGCCGUGCUGCUCAUCCUGCUCGCCGUCAUUGCUUUACUGGUGGCUAGCACCCGUUUCUUCGGUCGUCAAGCGAAGAAGAUCAAAUCAGUCACAAUCAUUCACUCAUCCACCACAGAAACCGUCCGCCUGCCUGAAGCCACUGACCAGGGGCUCAUCGUGCACACUGCUGUUAGAUCUAAAGUUCCUCUGAAAAAGAAAGUGGCUCUUAGAACUCGUGCUUACCGAAGUAAGAAGGACGCGCAAAAAGGUGACAAGGCGUCGCCCUCCCAUAUCAUCAAGAAAAGAAAGCCGAGCAAUCCACCAAAAACAGACGAACCGCAAAAAGUGCCUAAAGAAAAUACAGCGGUAGUCACGAACGCCGAGGGAAAAUCUCCAAAACAUGUUAUAUUGUCGAAACAUAAAAACAAAGUGAAAAAACGAAAGAUAAAAGUGAAAAAAGAAACGAUCGACUAUAGUUCCAUGCAAAAGCAUUCCUCGACUCCUCCGAUUAAGGAUACCGAAGCUCUUACUAAAGUGCAAAAAUGGCUCCUUAGCUCCCCUCAGCCUACCGUUAUUCCUAAAUCUAAGUCUAUUCCACUAGGCCUCACAGAAAGAACCCACAGACAACCCUCCAAGGGUGUGAGAAAAACUAGACCGUCCAAAAGCGCAACCAACCUUCUCUCUGGAGAAAAAACUAGGUUGCAAGUUGUCUUCAAACCUCCGUUCCGAUUUAGUGUUAAAAUUUGUAAAAGUGAUAAAACAAAAGUCGUGCUCGACAAAUCGUCGAAACCCGACGUAGACAGGAAGCGACACGACACUUUGCCGCAGCUCGCCUGUCCCGCUGACGCCAAACCUAGUUUUAAAGCACCUAAACACGCCAGAAGUGCCGUAGACAAUAGCAGUGCCCCCAAAACGGAGACCACAAGUCAAGAGGGAGUCGUUCAUGGGUACGAAAAUUUACUGCCACGUAGUGCCAGCGAUUGUAAAGUUGGAAGAAAAAUACCCGAUCUGAAAAUCCGGACGGGGCAUAAAAAGAGCAAUUCCGUGGGUCAGAAUCGAGAGACUACAGAAAGUAGACAGAACCUCAUAUCCCAGGAGGACUUCGACAACGCCCACGUGUACGAAAACGUCCUCAUGACCCAGGACGCUUUCGUGCCGAAGAGUUGCAGCAUGCCGCGGCGGCAGACCAGCGCCGGCAUCUCGCGCCAGAGCAGCUACGGCCAUCUACCUCGAGCACAAAUCCGCCCACAUAGACAUAGCACUAACAACGUCAGUCGAUCUAGGAACAACAGCACGAACGAACCCGAACACUUUUACAAUAUAAUCGAGACGUUGAGACGAGAUAACCCGCUCGCGAACAACAACAGCAAUACGAACACGAGUAGUUCUUCGGGCAGCAGCAGUCGCGACGGGCUCUCGAGGAACGGGAAGACGUCUCGCCAGAACAGUCUAGUCGACAAGCGGUCGUGCGGUGCCGAGGCGCCGACCUCGUCCAAGCUCACGCGGCAGCUGAGCGAGGUGGAGCUGUGCAAGGCGCAGGACAACAGUCUGAAGAGCUUCCAGUUGGUAGUCGGCAAAGAUAAGCUCAAGCGGCAACUGAGCGACAACGAGCUGAGUCGGUCGCGGCUGCAGCUCGCCAUGCCGAUGUCCGCGGGCGCGGAGCCGCGGCCGGCCUUCUGCUGGAACAAGCGCGCCUCCCUCGACUGCGAGGCGUCGCUGCCGGCCGCGAGAGUCGCCAAGCCGCGCGCCAACAAAAAGAGAACCACCUACACCUUCGGCGAACUCAAGAACACGGUCCCGAACUCCACCGACGGAUCCGCCGUCGAGGGCAUCCACAUCUCGCCGGAGGACUUUCUCAAAAUCAUCGACAACUAGUUCGAUGUAGGUGGAAUUAUAAGUUAGUCGUUUCUACGGAACAUUAAUAAUAAUAAUAUUAAUCGAUGUGUAUAUUAUUGAUAUAUUCGCAGAUGUAUCUAUCGCCGGCUGAUGUAAAUAUUGUAAUGUGCUUCUAUUAAUCAUUAGGAAUAGUGCGCGCCACUGAAACAGGCCAUUGCUCAGUUGCAUUUAGACAAUAAAUGAGGAAAUGUUGGAUUUUGUUAACUGCCUACGUACUCACAUUACCUGCCUCGCGAAUAAGCAUUUUGUUAUAGUCGCAACGUUGCCAUCUGUUUCAUUUAAUUAUAGCUAUUUGUUAAUUUAAUUAUUUAAGUAAUUGUGUAUUGGGAUGCAACUAUAGGACAACACCCCAGGCUACGUAUACUUAAAUCCACCCUAAUCAAAUGAUGACACGGACGUAUACAUUGGGUGGGGUGUUGGAAUGUGAUCUUAAGACGUAUCCUCUAUAUUCUCUAUGACGUAUUCUCACAUGGUACAGUAAACUUAGGUCGAUACUUUACAGAAUCUUAAGGCUAUAAUCAUGCCAAAUCAUGUAUAGAAAAAUUCUAACAACUAAAUUGAUUGGUGUAAAAAUAAUUCCAUCGUUUUUAUAAUAUUCGCUAUUGAAAAGGAUAGAAACUAUUAAUUACAGUUGUCAAUUUAGUUAAGAAUUUUAUACAAAUGAGAUGGCAAUAUUAUGCAAUUGAUAAAUGUAAUAUUUUAUAGGUUAAUUAACUUUAAUGGUUACUUUCCAAUGGCUGGCAAUGGUUUAGUUUCACUGUACGAUCUCUAUAAAUGAAUCUCUAUUUUUUCUACAUACUAUGUACCUAUUGUACAAAUUUACUCAUACUUAUGUAAAGUGUUCAUAUAUAAUUAUUAUUUUAAUACAAUAAAUUAAAUUAUGCAUUAUAAAAAAAGAUUUGUCCAUUAAUUGUUUAUUUAAUGACAAGCUUGUAUUAAAUUGCGUCAAAUAAUAAUAAUAAUUGUAAAAGUUCAUGUGCUUAGUACAAUAAGUAACGUUUUGUGGGCAUCUCACUUCUUAGAUUUCUUUUCGAAUAGCUGUCAAUUACUAUGUCAAUCUGUUAAAACUUAUAAAUGUCUAUGAAAAUACUUUGCACCCUAUAUUUCUAAACAAAAACCUUGUAUAUAUGCGUCUAGACCGGUUGUAUGGAGUGUAAGUUUUAUUUAUUUUUCGAUCGGUAAAUAUAAUAUUAUGAUUAUAAAUUGCGUUAGAAAUAAAAAUAAUAAAUUCGUUUGCCAUUAAAUGUCUUCUAAUUAUAAUCGCCAAAGAAAAUUUGGCAUACACAAUCCAGGAUUGUAAAAAAGAGACUUCUUAACUCCUAACCGGUCUAGUUGUAUACAUGAUCAUAAAUACAAUAUAAUUAAUGGUCUAAUGAAUGAUCAAUACAGAAUUCUAUCCAAUAAAUAAAUUAUUAUAAAUUAUAUUGAUGACAGCUUAUCGUCCGGGAGUCCUUUGCUGUUUCCAGCAAGUACUAUAGUAAUUGAAAGUUCAUGAAGAUUAUAUAAAUAUUUUAGUAACUGGUUUCUUUUUUUGAGCCUAUUCAUCCUCCAGUUAACACCGUAACUCAAUCGUCAGGUGGUUCCGAAGGCAAAAACAACAAUUUAUUUGUCUGCAAAUUUUAACGGGUUUGGAUUCCCCAAUGACAAAAAAAAUUGUGAGCUUACGCUCUAAUAUAUUUGUAUACAAAACAUCUAUUUUAUCGAAUGGCAAUACUUAUCGAUGGAUAGAAUUAUGUCUUGAUAAAACAACAAAACAUUAAAACGAAAUAAAAAACGUUAUAAUAAAAAAAUAAACGACUCAACUCAUGGGCAUUUGACGGAAUGAGCCUUGUUUUGAACCUAACUGGGAUACUUGAUCAUGAUCUUGUCCUCGCCGCAUCAAGUUUGUGAGUUGAACCGUAUGUUUAUUUCAUUUUACUGAAAACCACUCACAAUAUUUUAAAUUAACAAAGAAAACAUGUCACUCAAUAAUAUUAAGAGAUUAACUUUCUGUAUUUAAUUAUUAUUAAUAAUCAUAUUUUUCUAUAAAUAUUGGAUUUAACUAACAAUUUCCUAUAUUUGAGAAACUAACUAUUGAAGCAGGCGUUACUUUGCGGAAGUACAUCAUGUACAAUGGAUAACCAAUUGCUAAUUUUCGCUUAAAUCUGAUAAAAAAAUCAGCAAGUUGAGUAUGUUAAGAAAUAGGGUAGUUGACUCAUAUCAAAUUUAAUUUAAAAUACUAACUAAAAUCUUAAACAUGGAAUAAGGGUCUGAAAUAUAUCGAGAUAUAUUAAUGAAUAGUAGUUAAGGAUUUCUUAUAAAACUUAAUUUAAAAGUCAUGUAUUUUUUCAAAUUUUUCAAUCGUCAAAAACGUUGUCGUCCAUUUUGUGACGUCACAAAGUUACUAUUAACAAUUAGUUUAACGUUUAAUACAAUAAGUAACAUUGUGACGUCACAAAAUGAGCGACAGCGUUUUUGACGUUUGGAAAAUUUAAAAAAAUACAUGAUUUUUAAAUUAAGUUUUAUAAGGAACCCCUUACAAUUAAGCAAUAUCGAUAUAUGUCGGACCCUUAUUUCAUGUACUGCACGAAAUUAAUAUUGUUUAUAUUAAAUUUUAUAUGAGUCAACUACCUCGUUCGGCUUGAUGAGUGUGCGUUCAUCUUUAUCAGCCUUCAGCGAAAAUAGCAGUCAUUCAUAGUAAUCAAACAAUAAAAUAUUGAAACGAA